Gigantopelta aegis is the source of this 854-nucleotide messenger RNA. Its product is annotated as alkylglycerol monooxygenase-like. Gene Ontology annotation, molecular function: oxidoreductase activity; iron ion binding. Lineage: Eukaryota; Metazoa; Mollusca; Gastropoda; Neomphalida; Peltospiridae. Gene Ontology annotation, biological process: lipid biosynthetic process. Gene Ontology annotation, cellular component: endoplasmic reticulum. The record is from RefSeq and is a predicted model, not a curated record.
AUGAUAACACUCAGUGUAGUUCUCUUCAGAGGAAUUGAAGUAUAUGUCUAUGUUUGUGUCUUUGAGAAUAUGAGACUUGUUACGUUGCCAUGGCAAUCACCUAUUACAUGGUGGAUAUCGUUUCUAGCAUUUGAUUGUGGAUAUUACUGGUUUCAUAGACUAGCUCAUGAAAUCAGUAUAUUUUGGAUGGUUCAUCAAGUUCAUCAUAGUUCUGAGGAAUGUAACUUAUCAACUACUUUAAGACAAUCCAGUUUGCAAACGUUUUACUUCUUUUGGUGGGUGUAUUUACCACUGGCGUUAGGAAUACUGCCCACACAUUAUUUAGUUCAUAAACAACUGAAUCUGUUAUAUCUUUGGAUCCAUACUGAGGUAUUGUCUACAACUGGACAAACCAACUUUGGACCAUUGGAAUAUAUUCUUAGCACACCAUCACAUUACAGAGUACAUCAUGGUCGAAAUCGUUAUUGUAUUAACAAAAACUAUGCUGGUGUAUUAAUUAUUUGGGAUAGAAUGUUUGGUACAUUUGAACCUGAAGGUGAUAAAAUAUAUUAUGGUCUAGUUCAUACUAUAAAAUGUUUUAAUCCUUUCUGUGCUCAGGUAAGUCCAUUAUAUUUAUAUAUUGCUAAAAAAUUUUGGUCCAUAAAUGGAUUACAUAAUAAAUUGUAUGUAUUAAUAAAAGGACCAUCAUGGUCCAUAGGUAAACCACGUCUUGGAAAUCUUGAAGAUGUCCCUGAAGUUCCUAAUGAUACAAUCCCUUAUAAUCCUGUUGUUCCUUGGUGGGUCAGUAUUUACGCUUUUAUCCACUUCAUGAUACUAAUAAUAUUUUUACACAGUUCUACGUUGUUAACAGCAAG